Molecule: messenger RNA, 4405 nt
Organism: Oryzias latipes (Japanese medaka)
Lineage: Eukaryota; Metazoa; Chordata; Actinopteri; Beloniformes; Adrianichthyidae
Product: la-related protein 4
Biological process (GO): positive regulation of translation
Cellular component (GO): cytosol; cytoplasmic stress granule
Molecular function (GO): mRNA 3'-UTR binding
Source: RefSeq, a predicted model, not a curated record
GGGAGGUUUGCUAGUAGUGACUAAGUGAGCGGAACCCGGUUUGCUAAAGUCUACCGCUGCUCAGCCGUUGUUGGUCAAUCUGUUGUCAGAAUGACGUCGCUCUAUCAUCAGUCAGUAGUUUAGUUCUUGUUGAGUGAAUCUACCGUUUCCGUCGCACGUGGAGCAUCGAGCGCGUGCCGCUACGCUAGCUUUGGCACAACUGUUGCUGAAUGACUGUCGGAUUCACGUCGUCAAGUUUAAGUUACGGGAAACGCGGGUGGGUUUCGACGAACUCGGCUGCGUCGGAACCAACGCCGAUGUCGUGUUCGACAGAGAUGUGAGCGUUUCGGUAACAACCAAAGAAGCAGGUCUCAACCCUAAUGCCAAAGUUUGGCAAGGCAUCCCAGUCCAGCAGAAUGAAAUCCCAGUGGAAGCAGAGGAUAGUCCCUGGUUGCAGACUUGUCCUCCAGCUUCUGACAUGACUGAAGGUAAAGGAUUCUACUCAGACCAUGUGAACAUCACAGAGGACCACUCCCCUGAGUAUGACGGUGACUCGCCUGACACGGAGUGUGUGGUUUUCAACUCUCAUGGUGAACCUGCAACAGACCUGGAAGUUUCUAAGGAACAGCCAAUGACGGAAGAGAAUUUACGACAAGCACUCAAGUGUCGGCUUGAGUCUUGUUUUAGUAGGGAGAAUCUGUCUAAGGAUCUGUACCUCAUAUCCCAAAUGGACAGCGAUCAGUUUGUUUCUAUCUGGACUGUUGCUUGUAUGGAGGACAUCAAAGCUCUCACCUCUGACACGGACCUAAUUCUGGAUGUACUGAAAGCUUCUCCUAUGGUGCAAGUUGAUGAAGCUGGGAAGAAGGUUCGACCGAAUCACAGCCGCUGUGUUAUAAUUCUCAGAGAAAUCCCAGAGACUACCCCAGUGCAGGAAGUUGAAGCUCUAUUUCAGAGUGAAAACUGUCCAAAAGUGUUGAGGGCUGAGUUUGCUCACAACAGCAACUGGUACAUUACAUUUCAGUCCGAUCUGGAUGCACAACAGGCUUUUAGAUACUUGCGAGAGGAUGUGAAAAUGUUUCAGGGGAAACCGAUCAUGGCUCGUAUAAAGGCUGUAAACACGUUUUUUGGAAAGAACGGCUUCCAUGCCAUGGAUUCAGUGAUGUACCAGCAGCAGCAGCAGCAGCAGCCGCCGCCGCCGCCGCCUCAGUGCGACUCUCCUGUCUUCAUGCAGCAGAUAUUCAACCCUCAGCAGCAAUUCCCUGUUUAUCCUGUUGUGUCUCCUUCCUGGAACGCUGCAGUCGUUCCUCACUUUGAAAUGCCACUGGCUCCUUUUCCUAACAGUGGCUUCAGGAACACCUACAGUGGUGCAGACGCCUACAAAGCAAACUCCAGCGCCGUUAACGGCCACCGCCCCAGUAGGAGUAGAAGAGGCAUUCGCAGAAGCAUGAGAAGUGAAGAUGAGCAUGUUAAGAGACUCGUCCCUGUUCUGGAGGAAAAGUCUCCAAAGUUUGACUUUGAAGCUUCCAGCUUCCCUCCUCUUCCGGGAUCUGUGGUCACAGUGCAGGAGCAGUCUGUGGCAGAGGUGCGCCUAUCCGAUGUCGUACGUGGCACAAAGGUUACAACCAAGGCUGUGAGCCACGACGUCGCUGUGAUUCAAAACCCAAAGCGCUCUGAAAAAGCCGCCAGCAUCCAGACUGCUGUCCCACGACCAGAAACAAGCCCCUCACUUGCAAAAGAGCAGGACAGCGACCCUCCUGUCCUGAAGAAGGAGAACGUGUCUUUGCAGACCGUUCCUCCAGCAGCAGAACGGGUCUCCGACUCGUCCAGCCAGGAGGUGACCUCACAAAAACCUAAUGCAACACCUGAACAGGAGCCAAAGAAGCUCAGCUAUGCACAAGUGUGUCAGAGGCCGGCUAAGGAACCGCCCCCAGCACAGACUCCCUCUCCCCCCCCUGCAAACCCUCCAUCCAGUCAGCCUCUGCAGGAGCUCAAGGUCAACACAGUGGAGGAAGGUCCACUCGGCUCCAGGCAAACGUCAGAGAAAGGCGGCGAUAAAAGGCCCCACCGCAAACCGUCACACAGCCUGAGAGAAGCUCCCGCCAGAGGAGGAGCGUCUGCCCCGAGGAGGCGGGAGCAGCAGAAGGGCUUCAGUCACAGCAAACGGUUCCCCCCUCAGCAGGGAUCCAGACUGAGUGGGAAGGAGCAGAACAUUCCCCCAACCCACUAAAAUGGCUUUAAAGACACUGGAUGGAUACAAGACGGAACCUUAAACAAAGAUUAGAGCGUUAUAUGAAUGUAUAAAAUGUGUACAUAGAAAAUCGGGUAUUUUAUUUGACAAGCAGAAUUUAGUUUGAUACUCUAAGUAAAAUAUAGUAGUGGGCGGCACAGGGGUGUAGUGGUUAGCACUGUCACCUCACAGUGUGAAGGUCCUGGUUGACGUGUGGAGUUAGCAUGUUCACCGUGUUCAUGUGUGGGUUUUCUUCCUCCCACAUUCCAAAAACAGGCUCCGUAGGAUGAUCUCUAAUUUAACCUCAGGUGUGUGUGGUCCUGGAACAGACUGGGGACCUGUUCAGGGGGCACCCCCCCCCCACAUUAGCUGGGUCGGCUCCAGCAGCCUCGUGACCUGGAAAGGGUCAGCAGAUGGUUGGAUGUCCAUGUGUUGUUUCUUACGUUCAUCCAGCAGUAUUCUGCCAAGCUAUCCAUCAUUCCAACAGAGAAUCAUGAUCAUGUUUCUCAUAGUGAGAACAUCAUUCUGUGAAGAGAGACAUGAUGUCCAGGACUGUUGACAUGUCAGCCUGGACUUCUGUCCAAUUCUGGAUGGCACGUCCACCACACACAUUUUGAUCUCUUCAGUCUGGUUUUCAUGAUCAUUUUAUGACUUUUUAAGCUAAUUUAUAUAUAUAUUUUUUGAUCUUAAGUAGUUUUUUGUAGGCAUCUUCCUGUCCUCUUUGAGACUCAGGAUGUUGAAUGAAUUCUGCUAAGAUGUCAGUGUUUCUUAGUGGUAGCAGUUGAACUAAAAUCCUCUGUCUGAUGCUGAACAGGUCUAUUCAGCAGAGAGCUGAAGCAGACGUACAGCAGUGUUGGUGCUUUGACCGGUCAGUCCGUGUCGUCAGGUUGCUGCAUUCUGGUGAUGUUUGGCCGUCUGUGAUGCCCAUUUAAUGACCCAUCUUGGCCGAUGUUGCUCCUGCUCUUAUGUAACAUGCAGUGGCACAUAUUUUCAGCAUGUCAGAGUGAUUUUUAAAACUGUUUCUGCAUGUUUGCAUUUCUGUGUUGGAGGGGGGGGGGGGGGGGGCUGUAGGUAUUUAAAGCUGUGCUAACAUGGAUUUAAUAUCCAUGCAUCAUUUUGGUUUUGUGAUUAUUCAAAUCAAAUAUGUAAAGUGGGUGAGAAUCAAUACAUUUUCAAUAGUUAAGCUUUUACAUUAUAGAAAUAUUAGAAGAUCUUAACGUUUGGAGAAAACUUAACCUGCCUGACUUAAGCUUGUUUUAUUUUUAUGUAGAAUGGUUUUCUUUUUUCUUUUAGCAGUGUAUAAUUGCUAGAAUAAAGUCCUUUCUUUUUGUUAGUUUCUGUAGUUGAAGCUAAUAUUUCAUGAAUGCUGCCACUCUUUUAUGGCUGGGAUAAGGACUGUGUUCGCCAGAACCUGUUUGUGUAUUUCUGCCCAAAAAGGUUUUUCUUUUUUUCUCCUUUUCAGUCUACAUAGUAGACUGAAAAUACAAUCCUGAAAAUGAUGCUUUUAGUUUGUAUUAGUCGAUAAAAUAAAGUGUGAGGGUCUGGAGAUUCCUGCUCUCUAGUGUGAAAAGGUCUUAGGGAAAAAAUAAAUAAAGGUCUGAUACAAAUUUAGAGUGCAAUGGCUAAUUUAAAGUACUGGGCACCUGGAAUAAAUAAAUGGAUAGAUAAGGGACCCUAAAGAAGCUAAGUCUGCUUUAAAUAAAUAGUAACACUUGUGUAUUUAGUCAUUUUGCUGUAGCUUUUUCAUUGAUAGCUAUUUUGAAUGGGACUAAGGUUUCAGAUGAAUGUAGUGACCACUGUGGAGCGGGUUCUGUGUGUUCAUGACCUUUAAGGUUUGUUUUACCAAACUGUCUGCAGCUGUUAAAGAUGCCUUUAUUUUAUAAACUUUUGUUUGUCUGUAAGUUAUACUCUAUUUGUAUUUUCGCCUCAUAUUCACCCUCAUGUUCUUGGACAUUAGCAGUCAUUGCAAAUAGAUUGUGAACAUCUAGGUUUUAUUUUAUUCUAAUGACCUCAAUGGUAGGGAAUUAACGGCACUUCUGUACUUGCAUUUGGAUCCUUACAUUUAGUCUUUCAGAAUAUUGUUUUACAGGAAAAUGCUGAAUAUUGCACAUGCAUGUUAAACCUGUUUCUGAAAAGUUUUGUCCAUAGAAGUAAAUAUGAGGCUAACAAAAUUAAUAUUAAACACUUUUAUGGAUAUGA